Jaculus jaculus (lesser Egyptian jerboa) is the source of this 1771-nucleotide messenger RNA. It is a transcript of the gene Rmnd1, whose product is annotated as required for meiotic nuclear division 1 homolog. Bases 146 to 1498 code for a protein of 450 amino acids. Lineage: Eukaryota; Metazoa; Chordata; Mammalia; Rodentia; Dipodidae. Gene Ontology annotation, biological process: positive regulation of mitochondrial translation. The transcript has 12 exons. The record is from RefSeq and is a predicted model, not a curated record.
GGGGCGGGGCUUGCUCCCGGCCUAGGGUUUCUGGGGCCGAUGCGCCGCAGCCGCUGGGGUGGGCGGGUUCGCGGCCGCGCUGCGGGAGCGUGCAGCCUUGACGCUUCUUCCUCUCUUCCCGCCGCCCACAGCUUGGGAUGUAGUAAUGCCGGCCAGACUUCUCAGAGUCCUUUUUGGUUCACACAGUAUACUAUCCAAAGCACAUCACUACCAAAGAUGCAUUUAUCAAUCACUGAGACCAUCUACAGAAUUUGAAAGUACAGCAUGCCCCAGCACCCUGACGACGCGUCAUGGCCUGGAUUUAUUCUUCCCUUGUCCAGCAGUUGGUGGCUGGAAUAAGCCUGGGAUCCCAGGGAUGAGCCAGAUCCCAUGGAGUACAAGCAGACGCUCUCCACUCAAUGCUGCCCGCCGCUGGGAUGAGACGGCAUGCCAUCCAGCCAUGGUGCCGUUCGGGACUCACGGGAAACUGACCCACACACCACGUCUCCUGGGUUCUAAGUGGUUUUUAAAAAUAUUAAUGAGGUAUUACUCAUCUUUAUCAACCGAAAAAUUUGUUCCCAAACAAGACCUUCCCCACAUCAAGAGACCGCUGAAAGCAUCCAGGACCCGGCAGCCAUCCAGGGCCAACCUUCCCGUCCUGUCUGUGGAUGAGACCCUGAUGCACUGCACGGCAUUCGCCACAGCAGACGCGUACCACCUGGGACCUCUGUCUCAAGAGCUGGCCUCCCAUGGAUACGUGGAAGUAACAAGCUUGCCUAGAGAUGCAGCAAAUAUUUUGGUGAUGGGUGUGGAGAAGUCUGCCAAAGAAGGUGACCCUGGGACAAUCUUCUUCUUCAGGGAAGGAGCUGCCGUGUUUUGGAACAUAAAAGACAAAACUAUGAAACACGUCAUGCAGGUUCUGGAGAAGCAUGAGGUCCAACCCUAUGAAGUCGCCUUGGUUCACUGGGAAAAUGAAGAGCUCAACUACAGUAAGACAGAGGGGCAGUCUAAACUUUACAAAGGGGAAAUCAAGUUAAACUCAGAGCUCGAUGCAGAUGACACCAUCCUAGAGAAGUUCGCUUUCUCCAAUGCCCUGUGCCUCUCAGUGAAACUGGCUAUUUGGGAGGCAACGCUGGACAAGUUUAUUGAAUCUAUUCAGUCCAUUCCAGAGGCUUUGAAAGCAGGGAAGAAAGUGAAAUUGUCUCAUAAAGAAGUUAUGCAGAAAAUGGGUGAACUCUUUGCCCUAAGGCACCGUAUAAACUUGAGUUCAGACUUCUUGAUCACUCCCGAUUUCUACUGGGAUAGAGAAAACCUAGAAGGGCUGUACGAUAAAACCUGUCAAUUUCUUAGCAUUGCUCGAAGAGUUAAGGUCAUGAAUGAAAAGCUGCGGCAGUGCACGGAGCUCACGGACCUCAUGCGCAAUCACCUGACUGAGAAGAGGGCGCUGCGGCUGGAGUGGAUGAUCGUCAUCCUCAUCACCAUCGAGGUGAUGUUUGAGUUGGGACGUGUAUUUUUAUGACCACAUGAUAACCAGUCACAGCAAGUGGUGAUCCAAGUUCUGCAAUCAAAAAUCAGUGUUCACUGCUGGGUGAUCUCACUGAACUUUAAAAACCAAGGAAUCCAUGUGGAAACAGUGGCAACAUCCAUAUUCCCAACACUCAGGAAGUUGAGACAAGAUCACAAGUUCCAGGCCAUCCUGAGCUGUGUAAGAAACUGUCUAAAAAGAAUUGUCCUAAUACUGUUUUUUGACUCUUAAUUUACGGUGCCUGAAUAAAAAUUAUGAAGAAUCUGA